CUCCAAAGUCGACACUUCCACCUUAACACCUGACCAGCUUGACAGAACCGCGAUUACUUCUCUCUGUGGCGUUGAGAAGCAUAUGAAGAGGUUCCGUGAAGAGCAUGGCGGAUCGUGAAGCGUUUAAAUGCAGUCCGAGAAGAGGUGCUGCUUGCUUUCAGUCUCUGACAGACUGUGAGCCAAGCUUGCAUCUUCCCCAUCCUCAGGUCCACCUGAUAGAUGAUGCAACGGUUUAUAGCAGUGGUGCUGAGCUGAGGAAAAAUGCACAUGCUACCGGGGACCAUGAGGAUUUACUUCCUGAGGGAUGUGACAGACCCACAAUGAAGAAAACUCCCAUCCCCAAACUCAAAGAUACAUUCGAUUCUGGUGAUAUGGUAUUGGAAAAUGAGGCUGAAGACACUGAUGAUGACCCAGCUGUCCUCUCUCUCCAUGGUCUGUCAUCUCCUGAGAGUGUUCUCUCAGAUGAAGAGCUUGUGAUGGACCAGAUCAAGGACAAGAGCACGGAUACUGAAGUUUGGCAAACUGACUGGCACAAGAACCACAUGGCAGCUAUAAGCAGUGAGAAGUUUGACAGCCUCCUGAAAAUGUGUCCAGAUUUCCACGGCUGUAAGAGUCACAUGGCAGCAUUUGUCUUGAUAAGAGAGGUGCUGGAUACAGCGGGUCAUCCCUGUGAACAUUACAAGGUGGUGGCGGUGGGAGCUGGCCGUUCAAGCUGCAGCAAGUGGCUUUGCUUCAACGGGAUGAUGGUUCAUGACUGUCAUGCCAUCAUCAUCGCCAGACGGGCUCUCCUGAGGUUUCUGUACAAACAGCUUCUGCUGUUCUUUGAUGCUGAUCCAAAGGGCAAGGAGAACUGCAUUUUUGAGAGUAGUGCAGACAGCUACCAGCUUCAGCUCAAACCCAAGAUCAGCCUGCAUCUCUACACCAAUCAGUGUCCCGAAGGAGCAGCUAAGAACUUCUACUUCAAGCACUCGGCAAACAGUGCUUGGACAACUAUGAAGCUGCAGUAUCAUGCCAAAGGCCUGCUGGUCCCAGUGGCCUACCUUGACCCAAGUUUAUGGGCUGCCAGAGUCUGCUGCAUGUCUGGUAGUGACAAACUGUGUCGCUGGACUGUCACUGGGGUUCAGGGGGCAUUACUGAGCCACUUCAUUCAGCCGCUCUACAUCACCAGCAUGGUCCUAGGCUGCCAGAAGAUCGCAAACGAGGAAGUGUCUGAUAUCGCCAACAAGCGGCUGGGCGAUGGAUGGGAGACGCUUCUGCCUUUAUCCUACAAGAAACACGACAUCUUCUUUGUCUGUGGCGACUACGUGGGACCUGCUGCGGCCUCCCCAGGGCACGACAACGUCAGCAUUAACUGGUGCCUCGGAGACAAGGAUAUUGAAGUUCUAGACAGUAGCAAGGGCUGCAUCGUUGACGGCUCUCCCUCUGUGAGUGGGCCUAGCUUCUCCAGCAGACUUUGCAAGAGAGCCCUCUACAGUUAUUUCCUCCGAGUUGCACAGCUAGGUGGACAUACCUAUUUGCUGGAGCUUCCCACCUACCACAGUGUCAAAGUUGAAGCCAUUUUCUACCAAAUAGUAAAAGAUGUGGUGAAGCAGCAGUUCCUGAGAAUCCGUGCUGGUCCCUGGAAUUCAAAAAAGAUGGUGGAUUGCUUUAGCAUGUGAACGCUUACCCAGAAACUGGUCAUGUCGAAGUUUAUCCAAGUUCCCUGUGAGGUUUGAGUUGCUGUUCUGUUGUGCACUUUGCUGAUUACUUUAGGCAGUGAUACUAGUUUUGUUUUAUGUACAACAUUGGAGUUUUCAGUUUGUGUAGGUGUUUGUGAAAAAUAAACAAGACCCUACUGUUAUGCACCAUUGAA
Molecule: messenger RNA, 1852 nt
Organism: Amphiprion ocellaris (clown anemonefish)
Lineage: Eukaryota; Metazoa; Chordata; Actinopteri; Pomacentridae
Gene: adad2
Product: adenosine deaminase domain containing 2
Exons: 11
Coding region: 105-1658 (517 amino acids)
Biological process (GO): RNA processing; adenosine to inosine editing
Cellular component (GO): cytoplasm; nucleolus
Molecular function (GO): double-stranded RNA binding; double-stranded RNA adenosine deaminase activity; tRNA-specific adenosine deaminase activity
Source: RefSeq, a predicted model, not a curated record